GCUCUAUUCACUUAUAUCAUCCAUUACAGCUUGCAACGCAUUUCGAAGGCUUAGAAUUCUCGAAGUCUGAUCUCCGCACUUCCUAUUUAGAUGGCAACCUCAGCUGCAAUGCAAUCCAUGAUCUUGUCGAGCAAUUUGAGUACCCAUCUGACAAACAGGCCGAGGGUGAACCAGUUUCUUCCCAAUGCUAAUUAUGUGUUCCGUUUGCCGAGAAACACUAGCAUGAGGGUGCGCUGCACGUCUGAGAAUAACGAGGAGCAGCAGACGCCCGUGGUCAACUCACCACCACCUACACCACAGCCACCCAAGGUCAGUACGAGGUUCUCCGACGUGCUGGCAUUCAGUGGACCGGCACCGGAGAGGAUCAACGGCAGGCUAGCGAUGAUUGGCUUCGUCGCGGCGAUGGCGGUGGAAGUAUCAAGGGGGCAGGAUCUGUUCGCGCAGAUAUCAGACGGUGGGAUCCCAUGGUUUCUAGGAACCAGUAUUUUGCUGUCGCUUGCAUCUCUAAUUCCUCUGUUCAAAGGGGUGAGCGUGGAGUCGAAGUCGAAGGGGUUGAUGACCUCGGAUGCUGAGCUUUGGAAUGGGAGGUUCGCCAUGUUGGGUUUGGUUGCACUUGCCUUUACUGAAUUUGUCAAAGGUGGAACCAUUGUGUAGGGCAAUCUCCACCAUUAAUUAAUACAAGUGCAAUGAUCCCAUGUAAUUUUUUCUUUUCUUUUCCUAUUUUAUGGGAUCCCAUUUAACUCUAGAAAGCAAGUAAUAAUUUUUAUAUAAAUAUAGUUUAUUACUUGUACUAUGCGAUUUCAGUGCAAUAAAAUACAAGCGAAAAUGUUAGAUACCGCAA
Messenger RNA from Carya illinoinensis, 841 nucleotides. Its product is annotated as early light-induced protein 1, chloroplastic-like. The transcript has 3 exons. The record is from RefSeq and is a predicted model, not a curated record. The coding region runs from base 91 to 654 and encodes 187 amino acids. Lineage: Eukaryota; Viridiplantae; Streptophyta; Magnoliopsida; Fagales; Juglandaceae.